AUGGCUUUGGAUUUUUGUUUGACCACUGACAGCGUCCACAGUGAUGAAACAUGGAUCUUAAAGACGGAGGGAGUACACGGUGAAGUUCCUUCUGAUGUGGCGCCAGACCAAAGGGAAGAGGAACAGGCGCCUCCUGUUAACCAUCGCCAAGAUUUUAAUGUUUUGGAGUUGAACGUUGUGAACACGAGCGAGAAAGAUGCCUCCCCUUUAAAAACUGUAUUCGAUGCUUUAGACCAGGACGGUGACGGCUUUGUUCGCAUUGAGGAGUUUAUGGAGUUUGCUGCUGCCUAUGGUGCUGAUCAGGUCAAAGAUCUGACCAAGUUUUUGGAUCCCAGUGGUCUGGGAGUAAUCAGCUUUGAAGACUUUCACCGGGGAAUUUCCGCUAUCAGCAAUGGAGGUCCAGAGCCACAGCUGUACAGUGCGCACUACAGUCCAGGCGACGGAGCUGUCGGGUGUCCAGAAGAAUAUGACGAGCAAAAUGAGGUGACAGACAGCGCAUACCUGGGUUCAGAGAGCACGUACAGCGAAUGCGAGACCUUCACCGACGAGGACACCGGUGCCCUCGUGCCCCCUGAGAUGCACGAGGAUGUGGACACGGACAGUGGUAUCGAGGCAGCUCUUCACGACCCUGAAGAGGCCAUAAAUAGGUUCUCCCUCAACUCAGAACUGCACAACGCCUCCCUCGUGGCUGUCAUCGGUGGUGAGGAGGAGCAUUUUGAGGAUUUUGGGGAGAGCAAUAACUCUGAGCUACUGUUGGAAAGUGGUGAAGACGGCACUGAUGGCGCGGUCGAUUGCCCUCUGGCACAGACCCCUCAGCAGAUCGAUGUCGCCUCCCUGCUGUCUCCAAGUGCACCCGUUCCUCUCCCCGACUGCUUUCAGAGCUUCCUCAAGGAGGAGGCGCUGGACUUUUUCUGUAGCCAGUGUCACAAACAAAUAAGUCGCCUGGAGGACCUCUCCACUCGUCUCAAUUUCCUAGAGAUGACUAGUGCUGGCAAGAGGCUGUCCAGCAAGAAGGUGGCAAGACAUCUUCUGCAGAACAGCUCAAUAACGCUGGACACUGUCAGCGACUUAACCCGCGACAUCCUUGAGUUGGCUGAUAAUGACAUCACAGACAAGAUGCUACUCCUCGAGCGCCGUGUGGCAGAGCUGGAGAAGGACUCUGAAACUUCGGGGGAGCAGCACGCUCGUCUGAGGCAGGAGAAUCUUCAGCUGGUGCAUCGUGCCAACGCCUUUGAGGAGCAGCUGAAGGAGCAGGAGCUUCUCGCUGAUGAGCAGUUGCAAAACGAGAUCCGGCGCCACAAGGAAGCUCUGAGCAAGCUGGAGAGGGAGAAAGGGUUGGAGUUGGAAAACCUGCAGGCCAGAUGGAUGCAACUGGAUGAAGAAAAUUGCGAACUGAGGUCCUGUGUUCCUUGUCUACGGGCUAACAUCGAGAGGCUCGAGGAAGAGAAACAGAAGCUCGAAGAUGAGGUGGACAUAAUGAACGACAAGUGGCAAAAUGAAAUGGAAACCAGGCAAAAGAUGACUGACAAGCUGAGCCAUGAACGGCAUCAGACCCAAAAGGAAAAAGAGAGCACGCAGGAGUUGAUUGAGGACCUACGUAAGCAACUGGAACACUUGCAGUUGUACAAGCUGGAGGCCGAAGCAAAGCGAGGCCGCUCACCCAGCGCCGGACUGCAAGAGUAUCAAACCCGUACUAGAGAGGCAGAACUGGAGCAAGAGAUCAAAAGACUCAAGCAGGACAACCGCAGCUUGAAGGAGCAGAACGAUGAGCUGAAUGGCCAAAUCAUCAAUCUGAGCAUUCAGGGAGCCAAAAGCCUCAUGUCUGCUUCCUUUUCUGACUCCUUGGCAGCUGAGAUCAACUCUGUGUCUCGCUCUGAGUUGAUGGAGGCCGUCCACAAGCAGGAGGAGAUCAAUUACAGACUCCAGGACUACAUUGACAAAAUAAUUGUGGCCAUCAUGGAGUCCAACCCUUCCAUCCUUGAGGUCAAAUAG
Molecule: messenger RNA, 1992 nt
Organism: Nerophis lumbriciformis (worm pipefish)
Lineage: Eukaryota; Metazoa; Chordata; Actinopteri; Syngnathiformes; Syngnathidae
Source: RefSeq, a predicted model, not a curated record